CCCCGGACGCCCCGGAAACAAUCAUACGCACCCCGCCUCUGAGAUAUUCCCUGAAUCCUAAUCGCAUGUUUUGAUUCAGAAGCUGCAUCUGUCCAUGUCUAAGUGAAGCCUUCAGCCUCCAGGCUCCGCCUUACCGCAAUAACACCAUCAUGGCCUCCAUUCUACUCGCCAUCCCUCGCAUCAUUCUCGCGUUCGAAUACUUCGUCGGCGGUAUUCCUAGGCUCGGUCCUUGGCCAUUCAAGACGCUUCAUGAAAGAAUCUACCGAAAGUCUCAGAAAACGGCGCCAUAUCUCCACCCACUCUACCCUUUCACUGAUCAACGCACAAUCAAGCUACACAUGCAAUACAUCGGAGCGCUGAUGGUCACAGAGGGCUUUCUGCUGGCGAUACCGCAAACUCGAGGGAGCAUCUUUGCGCUUUUCCUCGGAUGCUUUUUGAAGUCUUCUGGGUACUGGAGCCAAAUGCGAGCCGAUAUGCCUUACUGGCUUCCCGUCACAAAUUUUGGUUUAGCUUGGCUCGUAUGGUAUAUCGAAAAGAUUUGAGAGAUCAUCUUAACGACGAAAGAUGAGAGCUCGAGUUGUAUACUCGUAUAUGAAGAAAGCUGUACGGUAACAAAUCAUGUACAUGAGGCCACACCCGCUUGUCCAUUUGUGUGUGUGUGUUAUAUAUUUAACGCCGUGGCGGCAAGGGCGCAGCCGCCCUUGCGGCCGACCUCCCGAAGGGUAUAUGGCGUGGAGAGCCGUCGCCCUAUAACUAUUGCUAGAUACAGUUCAAAUCGUCCUCCAAAUCGUGCCUUAUGGCUACUAUGCGUUCUAUCUGUCCCUGGUUCCCGCUGGUGCCCCAGUUCCAUUCUUGAAUUUUGCGGCUUAAGGCCGGAUAU
Messenger RNA from Colletotrichum phormii, 880 nucleotides. RefSeq lists its product as uncharacterized. The record is from RefSeq and is a predicted model, not a curated record. Bases 150 to 542 code for a protein of 130 amino acids. The transcript has a single exon. Lineage: Eukaryota; Fungi; Ascomycota; Sordariomycetes; Glomerellales; Glomerellaceae.